Molecule: messenger RNA, 1677 nt
Organism: Erigeron canadensis
Lineage: Eukaryota; Viridiplantae; Streptophyta; Magnoliopsida; Asterales; Asteraceae
Product: endo-1,4-beta-xylanase 5-like
Exons: 5
Coding region: 142-1518 (458 amino acids)
Biological process (GO): carbohydrate metabolic process
Molecular function (GO): hydrolase activity, hydrolyzing O-glycosyl compounds
Source: RefSeq, a predicted model, not a curated record
GUCCAAAACAGUUUACACACUGAGAAUAUGAAUAAGAUUCUGUCACAUGUGAAUACUGAGAUAAGAUUGUGACCUCCAUUGCCUUUUGGAUUUUAUAACUAACACUUUGGGUGUUAACUUGAAGAUACACACAGUGAACUAAUGAAGACACUUGUUAUCUUUCAUGCUCUAUGCAUUUUGCUGAUUCUAGGUUACUGUGAUGUAACUCAAGCCCAGAUCAAUGAGGAUACCGUUGACCACUAUGCAACAGCAAAGGCAAGUGAGAACAAAGGUAUAGACUUUGAUGAAAACACGUUGUUCAGUCCAUUCACGAAACAAGAGUGGAGAUCAUACCAAGAGAAAAAGAUCAACGAGGGUCGCAAAACGCUGUUAAAUUUCACAAUAACUUACAAGAACAAAACAGCAGUUAAAGAUGCUAAUCUUUAUAUGAAACAGCUCACCUCAGAUUUUCAUUGGGGUUGUGGAAUGACCCAUCGAAUUCUCAACAAUACUGCUUACAAGAAAUGGUUUGCCUCAAAAUUCACAGCUGCCGAUUUCCACAACGAGCUAAAAUGGUACUACACUGAGCCAAAACAAGGUGAGGAAAACUACACUGAUCCAGAUGCCAUGAUUAAGUUUGCUGACGAGCACGGGAUAAUAGUCAGAGGCCACACCAUCUUAUGGGAUGAUGUCAAGUACCAGCAAAAAUGGGUCAGAAAACUUUCACCAGACAAACUAUUAGAAGCAGCAAACAAACGAGUUGACUCGGUUGUCAAAAGAUACAAGGGAAGGUUAAUUGGCUGGGAUGUUAUGAAUGAGAACUUGCACCAUAACUUCUUUGAGAAAAGACUCGGUAAGAAUUCAUCAGCAUAUUUUUAUAACCGUGUCUAUAACAUUGAUCCAAGCACGACAUUAUAUAUGAAUGAAUUUAAUACCACUGAACAAGUAGACGACAAGUGGGCAUCUCCUGAAAAGUACUUGAGAAAGCUUAAGGCGAUUCAGGCUUAUCCAGGUAACAGUGGCAUGAAAAUGGGCAUCGGGCUCGAAUGUCAUUAUGGCGCUGAGCCGAUUGACCUUCAUUACGUCAGAAAUUCAUUGUUGUCAUUAAGCCAAACAGGUUUACCGAUAUGGCUAACCGAGUUGGAUGUUAAAAUGGAUCCAACACUCCCAAAUAAAACUCAACUGCAGGUCAUUUACUUGGAAGAGAUCCUACGAGAAUCAUUCUCUCAUGCAGCUGUCAAGGCAAUUGUCAUAUGGACAGGCUCGUCAAUAGAUGGUUGUGAUGUGAUGUGCAUGACCAAUGAAAAAUUAGAGAACACACCAGUUGGGGAUCUGAUCGAUAAGCUAAUGGUAGAAUGGAGGACCGGGAGCAUAAAAGUUGUAUCAGAUAGUAAUGGAAGCUCACAAGUUUCAGUAUUUAAUGGUCAAUAUGAAGUUACCGUGGUAGACCCGGUUACAAAUGCUUCUACUUCUGUCAGUUUUAAAGUAGACAAAGUUAGCAUACCUGACAAAGUCAUCCAUCUUCAAAUCCCUGGUUAAGUCACGUGGUGAUUAUCUACCCAUGGACUACCUUCAACAACAAUCAUAAUCAAUUUGAUACUUGCAUUUAAAUUUAAAGCAUUGUAUUAUUUUGAUAUAUAGUUAAAGACAACAGUAAAAUGAAGAAUGUAGAAGCUAGCUAAUUCCUUUAGCGUUAAA